UCAUCAAUCGAUAAAUUGUUUUUUUCUCAACUGAUCAAUUUCUGAAGAAAAGACAAAAAAAUCAUCAUUAACAAUGGAAACAAUUGGACAAUUUGAAUAUAAUGAUAAGGAUAUGCUUGGCCAUGGUGCAUUUGCUGUGGUAUAUAAAGGUCGUUUUAUAAAUAAUCCUAAAAAAGAAGUUGCCAUCAAACGAAUAACCAAGAAAAAUCUUUCACGUUCACAAAAUUUAUUGAAAAAAGAAAUAAAAAUUCUACAGGAAUUAACUGAAUUACAUCAUGAAAAUGUUGUCUGUCUAUUGGAUUGUAAAGAAACUACACAAUAUGUUUAUCUGGUUAUGGAAUAUUGUAAUGGUGGUGAUUUGGCCGAUUAUCUUAAUGCAACUAAACGAACAUUAUCCGAGACUACUAUUCGUGUAUUUUUACGACAAAUAGCUGCCGCGAUGAAAGCAUUGAAUGCUAAAGGCGUUGUCCAUCGUGAUCUCAAGCCUCAGAACAUUUUACUUUGUUAUCAAUCUGAUGAUGAUGGUGGUAUGCCACCCCCGACACAAAUACAAUUGAAGAUUGCCGAUUUUGGUUUUGCACGAUUUCUUGGUGAAGGUGUCAUGGCAGCUACACUUUGUGGUUCACCAAUGUAUAUGGCUCCAGAAGUGAUAAUGUCACAAAGAUAUGGUGCAAAAGCUGACCUAUGGUCGAUCGCAACAAUUAUCUAUCAAUGUUUAACUGGACAGGCACCAUUCAAGGCAAACACACCUCAAGAAUUACGACAUUAUUAUGAAUCGACACCAAAUUUAGCUCCAAUGAUACCCAAAAGCACUUCACCCCUAUUGGCCGAUCUUCUCACUCGUUUACUAAGACGAAAUGCCAAAGAUCGUAUGGAUUUUGAAGAAUUUUUUUGUCAUCCAUUCCUAAACGAAGAUAUUAAUUUGCCUCCAAUGAUGACAUAUUGUGAUAAUAAAAAUUCAAAAUUCAAUCAAGAAAAUAUUAAACCUAAUUAUAUGAAACAGCAUCAAAAUUCUCGGGUAAAUCGUUUAAAAGAGGAGAAUAAAUUGGCUAAUAUCAACAAGGGAGGAUCGUCUAGUUCUAACCAAAUGAAAAAUUUAAAAACAAAUAUCGAAUCGGAAAAGAAAGAGAAUACAAAUAGCAAUAAAAAUCGUCAAUCACCGAAUAGCGGUGAAACAAGUGAUGUCGAUGAUUUUGUUAUGAUAAAUGAAGAUGUUGUUGCAACGAUUGUGCCCCAACAAAUUCCAAAUGCUGUUACAGGAACCAUGACAACGGCAGCAGAAUCUAGUCUUUCUCAAAGAAUAUUAAAUCGUACAUUGAGACCAUUGGUUUCAUAUGCCAUGCCUGAACCGGUUCCUGUACCAACACAACGUGCCGCUUAUGAACAGAUACAGCGUUCAAGUGGUUCUAAUUCAAGUUCCAUUGGCGUCAUACAUGAAAGUGAUUCCGAGUCGACUAGUGGUGGCGGUGGAAAUGGUAAAUCAUCGAUGGCUAGUCAAAGUCCUCCACGAACACCACCGCAGAAUAUUGUUAAUAAUAAUAAUAAUCAACAGCGUAGACAAUCAUCAAACACGCAAAAGCCAACCUGUUCACCACCAAAUACAUUGAAUCUCAAACGAAAUGAUUCGUCAUCAUCGAUUGGUUCGAGUGUUGAAAGUGCUAGUUCUCGUGGCGGCUCUUCUCGACAUAUAUUAACCACUGAUGUUAGUCAAAUGUCUCCACCGGUGAAUUUUGUACUUGGAUCAAGUCCAACCCAAUCACCCGGAUCGGGUUUCAUGCAGAUGAAUUCUGGAAAUAAUAGUAGUUAUCAUCGAUCUCGUCGUCUUAGUAUACCUCAUCUAAAUCCGCAACAACAACAACAAUUUCCUCAAGCAAUUUCACCAUCAUAUUUUAAUUAUCCUACAUCAAAUUAUUCAAAUCUAUCCGGCUAUCAUUAUGGUUCGAUGGCCAAUCAUCAUCCACAUCAUCAUCAUCAACAACAAUAUCAUCAUGGAUCACCGGAACGAUAUACAAUGCAAAAUAUAUCACCCAAAUCAUCUCAACAUUCGAAUCUUCGUCAUAGUAAAACGGAACCAUCGAUUAGUUCGCAUUUACCAGCUAAUAAUAAUGAUAGCCUAAUGAAAACUAUCCAACAUUCAUCAUCAUCGUCUUUAGCCAAAGAUUAUUAUGGAUCAACACGUGCAUUGAAUAUUCAGCAACAACAAAAUUAUCCACAUUAUCCCCAACAUUAUCAUCACCAUCCACACGGUCAUCCACAAACAUAUUGCCCGGCUGGUCCUGGACAUUUUUGUGGAAUGACAGCCGUUCAACCACAAGCACAAGGUCCAGAUAACAAUAAAUUAGUUCAUCGUCAUCAUUUUCAAUCAUCAACUACUGUACAUCCUUAUUAUCCAUUGAAUCAUCAUCCACAUCAUCCAUCUACUGGUGCACAUCAACAUUUAUAUCCAUGUUGUCCUAGUGCAAGUCAAAUGAUGCAUUCACCACCAUCACCUUCAUCUACUUCGUUUCGUUCGCGUAUGUUUCCAUAUGUUAAAGAUUCAGCCAUCACAUUCGAACCACCCGUAUUGUCCGAAGAGACCUUACUUGACAAACAUCACAAUGAAACAUUAGCUAAACUGAACUUUGUAUUGGCUUUGGUUGAUUCAAUAUUUGAAUUAGUCAAUGACAUAUCUAAUCCAAUUGCUGUGUUAUCCGAAUCAACUACGUCAAAUGAGCUACUCGAUGAAGAGCAGAAAAACAAAGAACAUUUCGUUCUAUAUUUUCGAUGCUUACAGCUCUUAUCAUCAGCAUUAAAAUUGUCGCAAAAAGAAAUUAGCGAUAAACGUCUUUGUACGUCGAAUAAUGUUCGGAAUGUGUUGAAAAUAAUGAAAGAUAAAUAUCAUAAAUGUUUAGACCUAUGUAAUAAUUUACGGGAUGAAAAUAAAUCAUUACUGAAAACAUUGGACAACAUUUCGGCCGAUAAAAUCAUCUAUGAAUAUGCAUUGAAAAUGUGUCGAUCUGGUGCCGUCGAUGAAUUGAUCGGUUCACGUGAAGAGAGUUUCAAACGUUAUCAAACAGCACAGAUUCUGUUACAUAGCCUAAGUCAACAGAUCAAUAGUAAUGAUGAUCGUUACAUAUUGAAUAGAUAUCGUGAAGCAGUGGAAAAACGUUUAUAUUACCUAUUACAGAAUCAAGGAUCGGGGUAUAAUAUUUUGACAUAUAAUUCACCAUGAUGAUUAAUAAUUCGAAUAACCCUCAAAUAUUGUUUAUCAAACAUCAUCAUUAAUUGGAUACUAAAAUAUUCUUUAUUCUUAUCUACUACUACAUUUUUCGAAAAAAAUAUAUUCCAAUUCAUCGAUACUGCUAUUUAGUAAUAUUCACAUGCAUUACACUCUUCUCUCUUUUACUCAUUCACAUAUAUGAAAAAUAAAUAAAUUUCUACCCAUUAAAUCGACCAUUAGGAUUCUAUAUAAAAAUAUUCUUUGAAUUUCAUUUCAAAACAAAUCAGAAAAAAACUAAAAAAAAACAUUUUUUUUAUUCGAAUGUUUUGGAUAUACCAAAUAGUGUAUUGUAAGAAUAUUGAUUCAAUCAGAAAUCGACGCACACACACACAUUCACAUUCCAAAUUUGUUAACAUUUUUUUUCCUGUAUAUUUUUUUCAAACAAAUGAAUGAAUGAUAUGGACACCAUUCAGAAAAGAAGAUCUGUCGAUAAAGACGAAAAAAUACAUUUGAAAUUUGUUUUUUUUAAUAUGGAUAUCAUUAUAUAAUUUUUCUUUUUGGA
Messenger RNA from Dermatophagoides pteronyssinus (European house dust mite), 3761 nucleotides. It is a transcript of the gene Atg1, whose product is annotated as serine/threonine-protein kinase unc-51-like protein Atg1. Gene Ontology annotation, cellular component: phagophore assembly site membrane; autophagosome; phagophore assembly site. Lineage: Eukaryota; Metazoa; Arthropoda; Arachnida; Sarcoptiformes; Pyroglyphidae. Gene Ontology annotation, biological process: reticulophagy; protein autophosphorylation; piecemeal microautophagy of the nucleus. Gene Ontology annotation, molecular function: ATP binding; protein serine/threonine kinase activity. The record is from RefSeq and is a predicted model, not a curated record.